AUGGCGUCGGCGCAAGGCCAGCCCCAGCCUGCAUACAUCCUCCGGGGGCAUUCAUCCCAAAUCCAUUCAACUUCAUUCAUACGAUCUAACAGUCGGCUUGUAACUGGCGAUACGGAAGGUUGGAUAGUUGUCUGGAGUCUUGCCAUCAAGAGGCCUGUAGCUGUAUGGAAAGCUCAUGAAGGGUCUAUUCUUGGAGCCAAGGCUUGGGGGAUCGACAAACUCAUCACGCAUGGCAAAGAUAACAAGUUGGUGGUAUGGAAGCUAUCGGAGGUAGACGAGGAAUCGAUGAGUUCUGUGUUGCCAGUUGAUACUGCCCCAGAGCCAAGGAAACAGCCAUGGAUUUUGCACAUUGUAGAUGUCAACACUAUGAACUUCUGUUCGUUUGCUUGGACACCAGCAUCACCAAGUCUCUCGUCUGAACAUGAUUCGUCCGAAGAGAUUUUGGUCGCAGUACCGAACAUAAUGACUUCAGAGACCGUCGACAUCUUCCACCUCCCAUCAUCGAAACGAAUCCACCGCAUCCCACAAGAUUCAUCCUUCAAAGGCGGCAUGAUAAUGGCCGUUUCCAUCUUCCACCACCCUCAAACCACCCUUCUAACCAUCAUCGCCGGCUACGAGAGCGGCCACACCACUGUCUCGCAACUCCCAUCCUCCUCCACCUCAAUCUGGCAAACACUCUACACCUCCCAACCCCACACGCAACCCGUUCUCUCCCUCGAUUCGUCCCCUUCGAAAGACUUCUAUCUCACCUCCUCAGCCGACGCCAUCAUCGCCAAACACCCCAUUCCCUUCUCCUCACAAAACGUAAUUCAAGCCACCGAGAACAAGCCUCUGAAAACGAUCCAAACGAAGCAUUCCGGGCAACAAGGCCUACAAAUACGCAACGAUGGUAAGAUAUUUGCGACAGCGGGCUGGGAUGCUAAAGUUAGGGUGUAUGCAACCAAGAGCAUGAAAGAGUUGGCUGUUUUGAAGUGGCAUAAGGAAGGGUGCUAUGCUAUUACUUUCGCGGAUGUUCAUGAGACUGUUGAGGAAGUGGGCAAGGGGUCGGAGUUAGCGAAGAAGAUUGGGACGAUGAGUGUUAAGGAGGAGAGGCUUUGGAAGGCGAAGACGGGACAUUGGGUUGCGGUGGGGAGUAAGGAUGGGAAGGUUAGUUUGUGGGAUAUUUACUGA
Lachnellula hyalina is the source of this 1170-nucleotide messenger RNA. It is a transcript of the gene asa1, whose product is annotated as ASTRA-associated protein. Bases 1 to 1170 code for a protein of 389 amino acids. NCBI's taxonomy places the organism in Eukaryota, Fungi, Ascomycota, Leotiomycetes, Helotiales, Lachnaceae. The record is from RefSeq and is a predicted model, not a curated record. Gene Ontology annotation, molecular function: protein binding. The transcript has 3 exons.